AUGGCUUCUCGAUCUUCUCGCUCUCGCCCCGACUACGACGACCCUCGCAUCUCGAGACAAGCAUAUCCAGACCCCCGGGCAGGUCUGAACGACGACGCCUACGAGUAUGUCGGCUCCGAUGCCAUCCCAGACCCACCAUCUCACACAUUUGACAACGACGAACGUCGCUCGUCCCGCCGCCACAGCCCACCGCGGAGGCACAAGUCGCAUAGAUCCUCAACUUUACCAGCCAAAUAUGCCGAUGACUAUCCUUCACCGCCAAAAUCGCGGCGGGCCGAGUCCCCUGUCCCGCGUGCUUCACGACACUCGGAUUCUCCCCCACGGCACCGACGUUCACGGCACGAGACAGCACCUGCACCAAGACGAUCUAGAGGAGAUGUUGUGGUGGAACCUCCAGUGGUAGCCAAGAACGACAAGGCUGGUCGCUGGCAGGACCGACCAGCUGUCAAGAACAUGAAGACGUACGGAACAAAAGGCCUGCGGACCUUUGGUGAUAUCGUGGAGGCUUACGCGGCGGCGCAAGCGGGAGGCGCCGCCGCUGGCAGAGGCCGAUCAGAGGGACGGGGCUACGAUCGCUAUGAUGAUUAUCAUGAUGAUCGCUACGACAGACCGGCUCGUCGCAGCAGGCGGCAAUAUUCUCCAUCCCCGUCCCCUUCGCCGCCGCGGAGGAGUGCAGCCAAGCGGAGCGACCGACGAAAAUCCACUGCGAAUGCCAAGGAGAGGUCGUAUAGUACCUCGCCUCCCCCUAAAAGCAGAGGCUACAACUCCGAUGAUGACCGCCGCCACCGCCGACGUAGUCGCAGAUACUCGCCCAGCCCUAGCCCAUCUCCGUCACCAAGAAGACGACGUGGUCGAUCAUACUCGCACGCUGACGAUGCAAGUCUGCGUUCGACCAGGUCUCGGUCAGAACACCACCCACAUAUGAAGCAUUACAAGAACGAGAUGAGAGCCCCCAACCCAGAUGUAGCGCAUCGGUGGCAGUUGGCUGCUCGGGCUGCGCUUGAGGCCGGUGGUGUCACGGCAUUCCGCUUGCGCAAGGAGCCCGGCUCCUGGACUGGCCCAAAGGGUGCCAAAGUUGUUACGGCCGCCCUAGGAGCCGCCGCUAUCGACUCAUUUGUUGACAAGGACCCUCGACGUACAAAGACAGGCGGCAUCAAGGGUAUGGCCGAGAGUGUCGUUGGCGGCAUGCUGGCAAGCAAGAUCAUGGGUGUCCCAUCCGGCAGCACGCGCUCAGGCAAACCGAGGAAAUUUUAG
This is a messenger RNA of Pestalotiopsis fici W106-1, 1254 nucleotides long. RefSeq lists its product as uncharacterized. Bases 1 to 1254 code for a protein of 417 amino acids. The transcript has a single exon. Lineage: Eukaryota; Fungi; Ascomycota; Sordariomycetes; Amphisphaeriales; Sporocadaceae. The record is from RefSeq and is a predicted model, not a curated record.